Messenger RNA from Acipenser ruthenus (sterlet), 4173 nucleotides. RefSeq names its product protein PHTF2-like. Lineage: Eukaryota; Metazoa; Chordata; Actinopteri; Acipenseriformes; Acipenseridae. The record is from RefSeq and is a predicted model, not a curated record. The transcript has 18 exons. The coding region runs from base 275 to 2557 and encodes 760 amino acids. Gene Ontology annotation, cellular component: endoplasmic reticulum.
AACAUUCAAUUAACAAGUGCUCGUUUCUUCUAAGCAUUGCGGUAGAAGUCAGCCAGCAGCAACUCGUAGCUGGAGAGAGUGGUGUCGGAAAGAAACAGAUUCAGAGAGAAAUAAUUAACGCUGUACCGGUACAGUUAGUCAGACCAGAACCCAUCAAUAUAGUAAAUCAUCAUUAAAAUAACCACUUCUCUGAAAAAUACCACCUACAUAAACCUGGGCUAACCGGAAACAAACUGAGCUUAAAAUGACCAAUGUGUUGAUCCUUGGCAAGUAAAUGGCGUCCAAAGUGAGAGAUGCUGUAGUCUGGUACCAGAAGAAGAUUGGGGCCUAUGAUCAACAGAUAUGGGAGAAAUCAGUAGAACAAAGAGAAAUCAAGGGCCUGCGGAACAAGCCAAAAAAGACAGGACAUGUGAAACCAGACCUCAUAGAUGUUGACCUUGUGAGAGGGUCAGCGUUUGCUAAAGCUAAACCGGAAAGCCCAUGGACCUCACUGACCAGGAAAGGGCUUGUACGAGUGGUGUUCUUCCCCUUCUUCUUUAGGUGGUGGAUACAAGUGACGUCAAAAGCCAUCUUUUUCUGGCUGCUAUUUCUAUACCUCCUUCAAGUUGCAGCAACAGUGUUAUUUUUCACCAAUUCCCAAACACACAACGUCCCUGUAACAGAGGUGUUUGGUCCUAUCUGUUUGAUGUUGAUGCUGGGGACCGUUCACUGUCAGAUUGUGUCAACGCGCACUCCCAAACCCACUCCCAGUAGCGGAGGGAAGAGGAGAAGGAAGUUAAGGAAAGCAGUACAUUUGGAGGUGCAUAGGGAAGGUGAUGGCUCUAGCACUACAGAUAACACACAGGAGGGGGUGCUGCAGUGCUCCGGUUCUGUCUCCACUUACAGCCUUGGCGCUUUCUUCAGAGAUUUCUGGCAUGAUUUCUUUAAACCGGGAUCCAAGAAGACCAAGCUAUCCAUUGAUAAGUCGACAGAGACUGACAAUGGCUAUAUGUCUCUGGACGGAAGGGUAACCAGCAAAAGCAGUGAGGACGGGAUCCAGAUCCAUGAGCCCCACUCUGAGGUCUUGAGGGCUGAGGAGAGAAGGAGCACAGGAGGAGCUACCAGACACAUACAUCACCAUGCAACUCAGCACAAGGAUGUUCAGAGAACGAUAGAGCAUGCGUCUGACGAGGUCUCGAGUGAGGAGGACCCUGAAACCGGGUACAGUCUUGGCCGGCGUAAUGUUGAGCGCACAUCGAGUGACUACGUGCUGCGCAACAGAAAGCCUCACCACUACAAGAAACACUACCCUGUUGAGGAGGCUUCUAAGUCUGGUACUGGCUGCAGCUCUCGAUGCACUAGCUCCCGUCAGGACACUGAGAGCAUGCGGCACGAAUCAGAGACAGAGGAUGUGCUGUGGGAGGACUUCCUGCACUGUGCAGAGUGCCGCUCCUCCUGCACCAGCGAGACCGACGCUGAGAACACAACCAGCGUCUGCACAGCCAGCAAGAAGGAGUUCAGAGACGACCCCUUUCAUCAGGUCUGUGACAAUGAUUCUAGUCACACUCCUUGGCUUCACAGCUCUAAUCCAGGUCUUGAAAGAGUGAGCGCUAUAGUGUGGGAGGGGACCGAAUGUAAGAAAGCAGACAUGUCUGUUCUAGAGAUCAGUGGGAUGAUUAUGAACAGGGUGAACAUCUACACUCCAGGAAUAGGUUACCAGAUAUUUGGCAACUCAGUGUCAUUAUUCCUCGGACUGACCCCCUUUGCAUACAGACUCUUCCAGUACAAAGACCUGGAGCAGCUUGCCACUCUUUCCACUAAUGAACUCUUUUCCAUUGCAUUCGGCUCCAGCCUCGAUGUCAUGGUUGUUUCAAUGGUGAUAGUCAGCUUUGUGGUUCGAGUUUGUCUCAUUUGGCUCUUUUUCUUUCUUCUGAGCGUCGCGGAGCGAACGUACAAGCAGAGAUUACUUUUUGCCAAGCUUUUUGGCCAUUUAACUUCUGCAAGAAGAGCCAGAAAGUCGGAGGUUCCCCAUUUUCGUUUAAAGAAAGUGCAGAACAUUAAGAUGUGGCUCUCGCUUCGCUCGUAUCUGAAGAGACGGGGCCCGCAGAGAUCUGUGGAUGUAAUAGUUUCAUCUGCAUUUUUGCUGACUCUCUCAGUGGUGUUUAUCUGCUGUGCACAGCUGCUGCAUGUCCACGAGACAUUCUUGGAAUGUCACUACAAUUGGGAACUGAUGAUCUGGUGCAUUUCCUUAUCGCUCUUUUUGCUGCGGUUUGUCACUCUGGGAUCAGAAACAAGCAAAAAAUACAGCAACACCUCCAUUCUACUUACUGAACAGAUUAACCUGUACCUGAAGAUGGAGAAGAAACCUAACAAGAAAGAUGAACUGAUUUUAGUGAACAAUGUGCUGAAACUGGCCACCAAAUUAUUGAAGGAGCUGGAUACCCCAUUCAGAUUGUAUGGACUGACCAUGAAUCCUUUACUUUAUAACAUUACUCAGGUGGUUAUCCUGUCUGCUGUCUCUGGAGUCAUUAGUGACCUCCUGGGUGUUAAUCUGAAGCUUUGGAAGAUCAAAUCAUGACAAGCAAACUAAGUGAAUAUUACAUUACCUUCCGAUUUACUGAUCGGAGAAAGCAGCAAAAAGUGACUCUGGGCUUCAGAAACUGUGGCCUAUCCUCAGACACAUCAAAGUGCUUACAUUUGAGACAUUUGUGCAAUUUCAAUAUUUAUUGUACCCAUUCAGUGUUUUACUUUAUUUUGCACUUGUUUUAUUUACUGUUUUUAAUUGCAAGUAUUACUUUAGUUAAGUUCUUUGUAAUGGUGAGCAAACUGGAGUAGAAAGAUAAUUACCAGCAGCUUGUUUUGUGUUGCUGGGACAAAAAGAAUUAUGGCACCUGACUUUUAGAAAACAAAAAUAAUUUACACUAGAAACAUUUCACUGUUUAAAGCACAGCUGCUUCUGACAUUAUUGUCUUCAGUCAGACCUCGGUUCUGUGCAGUGUGAUACAAUCACUCCUACACUGCAGCCACCAUUUUUGUAACUGUAUCCUCAGGGAGCAUAUACAGUAAAUGGCAAGGUAUUCGGAGUGUUGUUUUUUAUCCUGUUCACUGACAUUCAGCUGUGUUUUUAAACUGUGUCGAUAUACAGUACUAGUAAGAGGUGCAGAUAUGACUCCUGGCUUAAAAUGAAUUUAGUUUGUUUUAACAAACAGCAACAAAACCAAAGACUGGACUUCUAAAUAUGGCUUUCUCUCUCUAGUUAGUACAUGUAGCUGAGCUUUCAUUUUACCAGACUGCUAUUUAAUAUUAAAAAUAAAAGUCUAAGAUGACACAAACCUGCUAUUAGAGGUAGGUGUGCAGAGGGCUGUGUUUCGGGAGACGGUUGUAUUUUAAAUCUGUUUAUUUAUUUGAUGUAUUUUCUACUCUGCCCUUUUUCUGCUUCAUAUAAAUUGCAGAAAACAAUAGCUGUUACAAUGUUAGGAUUGCAGUUUGUGCACCCUUCCUGUUUGAUAGCUCAGUCAGUACGUAUUCUAACUGUAUUUAGAGCAAUAACUGUAAAUAGCUAGCCAGAUAGAAGGUAUUUUGAUAGAAAUUAGGAAUACAUGUAUUUAUUGAAACACUGUGCAUGCUCACAAAAUGUGUACUUUUAAACUGUUACAUUGUUUUAAUGUCCAAACAUCUUCAUCUGAAUAACUAGGAGCCUGUUUCUGUUACGUGUGUGUGUGGAGCAGUCUCUUUGAUAAUGACCAAAGUGCAUUGUGUUGGAUAUGAAUGUAUUAGUGUAGCUUUAAAAUGUUUGCUUUCUAUUGAAGACUCUUUACUGUAAAUGUGGUUGUUAUUUUGCUUUAUAUGCAGAUGUUAGACUUUAGGACUUUUUUUUUUUUUAAGCAGAUCGGACAUGCUUUGUAAACCACUUUCAAAAGAAUUAGGUGCAUUGUUGCAAGGACAGUUUAAGCAAUAUAGUGCAUUGGACAUUUUCUUUUAAAUGUAAGUGGUAUGUUAUAUGUUGCUAUUGGUUGGAAGAAUUGUGAAAGCAGGUGUAUUUAUAAAAGCUAUGUUUUUUAUAUAUAUAUAUAAAAUAAACAGACAACCAAUUACCCUACAAGCCUUUGCUAUACACAGAGAAUAAGCUAGAAUAAUACUGAUCUGCAAACAACUGUUUCGCAUACAACUUUCAUUAAAACAUAUUGUGGCUGA